AUGUAUAGUGGUAUACAUGAUUUUCAAGAUACAUAUCGUUGUUAUCCUGUAGAUGAUAAAAGAUUAAAUGUAUACUAUGGUGGCAAAACAAGUUUACAUAUAGUUUAUCCGAUGUUAUUUAGACUUCACAAUAAAAAAAUCAACAAACAUUCACAUGCAGGAGUACUCGAAUUUAUUGCACCAGAAGGGCAUGUGUAUUUACCUCAAUGGUUGAUGGAAACGCUUUCAUUGGAAACGGGAGAUUUGGUUGAUAUUAAGAAUGCUACAUUACCAUUAGGAAAAUUUGUUAAAAUUCAACCACAAACUGAAAAUUUUUUGGAUAUAACUGACCAAAAGGCCGUAUUGGAAAAUGCAUUUAGAAAUUUUUCAACAUUAACUCAAGAAGAUUAUAUUCAAAUAUAUUAUAAUAGAAAAACUUAUAAAAUUAAAGUUUUGGAAGUUAAAUCUGAAGAUGGUAAAGCCAAUGGGAUAUCAAUUUUGGAAACUGAUUUGGAGGUUGAUUUUGCACCACCACCAGGAUAUAAAGAAAAGAAAGAAUCUCAACAAAAAAAUUCUACUAUGGUGGAUAAAUUGAAGAUAGAACAAUCACAAGAUGAAUCAAGAGGAUUUUCUGCAUUUCAAGGCAGUGGACAAAAUCUAAAAGGAACCCAAGAUAAUUUAUAUAUUGAUAUAUUGAUUGCCACUAACAAUUAUUAUCAGUGUUGA
Molecule: messenger RNA, 705 nt
Organism: Entrophospora candida
Lineage: Eukaryota; Fungi; Glomeromycota; Glomeromycetes; Entrophosporales; Entrophosporaceae
Source: the annotation of a GenBank genome assembly